AUGGGUACAUCCUUUUCAGUUUAUAUGGCAGCAUUAAUAGCUUGUCUAGGUGCAGUUAGCUUUGGAUACUCAUUGGAGUAUGCUUCGCCUUCGUUACCGGAACUGCAAGAACCUUCGGCAGGAAAGUUACAACUCAACCGAUCACAAUCUGCCUGGUUUACUUCUUUAAUUGCAAUUGGAGGACUGAUCGGCGCUCCCGUGGCUGGUUUUUUAAUCGAUUUUAUUGGUAGACAGUCUACAUUAAUCGUCAUUUCAUUGCCUUUUGUCGCUGGUUGGCUUUUAAUCAUAUACGCAGAAGCUGUUGUAUCACUACUGAUUGGACGCUUAAUAUGUGGGUUAGGUGUUGGUAUGGCAUCGCUGGUAGUCCCGAUAUACAUAGCAGAGAUUUCAACUGCUGAAAGUCGUGGUAUGCUUGGCUCGAUGAAUCAAUUAUCCGUCACUAUAGGAUUUCUUUUGGGAGCUGUACUGGCUCUUGGAAUUAACUGGAAUUAUUUAGCACUCGUUGGUAUGGUUCUUCCAAUUUUGAUGGCUUUAGGAAUAAUGUUCAUGCCUGAGACCCCACGAUACCUUCUCGCUAAAGGAAAACGCCCUAUGGCUAUAAAACAGUUAAAAUGGUUACGCGGAUCACAUGCGGAUAUUAAUACAGAACUAUACGACAUAGAAAAUAACUUAGAUAACGGACAAAAAAUGCAUUUCUCCGAAUUUAAAAAUCCAGUCCUAUUUAAACCCUUAUUAAUUUCAAUUGGUUUAAUGAUAUUUCAACAAUUCAGUGGAAUAAAUGCUGUGCUCUUCUUUUGCACAUAUAUCUUUAAAGAAGCUGGCUUUGGAGACCCCAAGCUGGUCAAUUUAAUAGCUACUUCAGUACAAGUUGGAGCUACACUAAUAAGCGUCAUGUUGGUUGAUCGUCUUGGAAGAAGAGUCUUACUUAUCACGCCCGCUGUGAUUAUGGCAAUUUCUUGUACUACAUUUGGUGUCUAUUACUAUAUUCAACCCAAGACAACAACGAAUUUAAAUUGGCUAGCAAUGCUUAGUCUUUUCGUGUACCUUGUUGCUUUCUCCAUGGGAUGGGGUGCUAUUCCUUGGUUAAUGAUGUCAGAACUCUUUCCUGCUCGCGCUCGAGGAAUAGCUAGUGGUAUAGCUACGCUCAUCAAUUGGACUGCUGCUUUUACGAUCACCUAUUCUUUUAUUUACAUGAGAAAAUCCAUGAAAGAUUAUGGCACUUUUUGGUUUUUUGCUGCGUGGAAUCUAUUAGCGGCAAUUUUUGUAUUCUUUUGUGUACCGGAAACUAAAGGGAAAACUCUUGAAGAAAUAGAACGAUUGUUCGUUGACAGGAAAAUGAAUACGGAGGAAUCCUAACCACUAGCCAUUUGUUAAAUGCCUUGAUUAAUUUCACUAUCAAUGAGCAUAAAACGUAAAAAGUUUAAAUUUUUCUAAAUUGAAUCCACUUUGAUGAAAGCUUCGUAUCUCUCCGUUAUACAGAACAGCAUAUAAUCAUCAAUUAGGAAUAAGGCGCAAUUUUAAUCGAUAAUAUCAUCAUAGUCACCACAAUUUCAAUAGUUGAUGUUGUUUACCACAAUAGUAAUUCCUCUCAGUAAUGUAAUCAAGAAUAAUAUGGACACUGUGGAAUUCAUCUACAAAUGUAUACAAAAUAAAGACAUUUUUACCACUUAAUAAUCUAAACGCCAAUCUGCUACAGACUUCAAUAAUUUUAUUCAUAGGCUGAACGAAUCUU
Molecule: messenger RNA, 1732 nt
Organism: Trichoplax adhaerens
Lineage: Eukaryota; Metazoa; Placozoa; Uniplacotomia; Trichoplacea; Trichoplacidae
Exons: 5
Coding region: 1-1356 (451 amino acids)
Biological process (GO): transmembrane transport; carbohydrate transport
Cellular component (GO): membrane
Molecular function (GO): sugar transmembrane transporter activity
Source: RefSeq, a predicted model, not a curated record